This is a messenger RNA of Miscanthus lutarioriparius, 1668 nucleotides long. NCBI's taxonomy places the organism in Eukaryota, Viridiplantae, Streptophyta, Magnoliopsida, Poales, Poaceae. The record is from the annotation of a GenBank genome assembly.
AUGGCACGCGCGCGCCAUGCCAUCGUGUUGCGGGACAUGCAGCGGCGGCGGUGGCGGCGGCGGCAGCAGCUCGGGUCGGCUGGCGGCCGGGACCAGCAGCAGCCGGUGCAGCACCGCAAUCGGCGCGCUCCUGCCGCCGCUGGGCGCGCGCGGCGGCGGGUGGCGUGCCCGGCUCCGUCUCCGGCGGUUCAUCGUGUCCCCCUACGACCCGCGGUACCUGGCGUGGGAGAACUCGCUGGUGGCGCUGGUGGCGUACUGCUCGUGGGUGGCGCCCUUCGAGUUCGGGUUCGUCCCGGACCCCCGAGGCGCGCUGCCAUCGCCGACAACGCCGUGAACGCGGCGUUCGCCGUGGAUAUCGCGCUCACCUUCUUCGUGGCGUACGCGGACGGCCGGACGUACCUGCUCCAGGACGACCCCCGGCGGAUCGCGUGGCGGUACGCCCGGACCUGGCUCGCCCUCGACGUCGCCUCCACCGUGCCCAUCGAGUACCUCAAGGAGAAGAGAGACAGCUGCGCGAUCGCCGGCGUCGCGGAGGAGAUCAAGUACAUGCUAGCUCGGGGCCAGCUCGAGCUCCCCGUCACGCUCUGCCUCGCCGCGUCCAAAGGCGACGACUUCCUGAUGCAUCAGCUGCUCAAGCGCGGUGUUGACCCCAAUGAGUCUGAUAACUAUUGGCAUACGGCACUGUGCGUCAAGCUUCUGUUAGAGCAUGGAGCUGAUCCUAAUGCCACAGAUGCGCAAGGAAGAGUGCCCCUGUGGGAGGCCCUGUCCAGGAGGCACCGCGCGGUGGCGUGGCUGCUGGUGGACGCCGGCGCGGACCUGGCCGCGGGCGACGCGGCGCUGUACGCGCGCACGGCCGUGGAGGCGGACGACGUCGCGCUGCUGGAGGACGUGGCGCGCCACGGCGGGGACGUGACGGUGGCGUGCUGGGACGACGGCGUCACCGCGCUCCACCGCGCGGUGCUCCAGGGGAACGUCGGGAUGGUCAGGGUCCUGCUGGAGCACGGCGCCGACGCCGACAGGGAGGACGGCGGCGGCCGGACCCCGAGGGCCAUGGCGGACCCGCUCGGCCACCGCGACAUGCAGCAGCUGUUCGGGUCGUCGUCGUCGCACCGGGAAGGAGCGGUGGAGAGCCCGAAGCGGCAGCAACGGCAGGGUUCGGGAACGGACCAUGGAAGCAGGCUCGCGGUCGCGGCUCAUCAGCCGGCGGUCACGAGGUUCAAGAGCGCGCCCGCGCCGAGGGUCCCCGUCCCGCAGCACGACAGCGCUGGCUCGUCGCCGUCGUCGUCGUCCAAUCACAGCACUCCCCGCCGGAUGGUCAGCUUCCGGAACUCCCUAUUCGGCGUCCUGUCCUCGUCACACGUGAACCGGCACGACGGAGGCGGCGGCGGCGCGCCUAGCCGCCACGAGAGGCACACGCACAGCAGCAGGUCGCGUGUCAGGAUGACCAUCUCCUGCCACGAGCAGGGCGUCAGCGCGAGGAAGCUGGUGUUCAUGCCUGACACCAUGGUGCAGCUCGUGGAGCUCGCCGGGAGCCAGGUCGGGUUCGCUCCGACGAGGGUGGUGACCAUGGACGGUGCCCAGGUUGACGACGCCAGGCUCGUCAGGGACGGCGACCACCUCCUCCUCGUCACUCAUCAGUGGGUGCCUGACAUGCAUACGAAUCAGUAA